AUUGAAGCAGACUACGAAACACUCAACCGAAGUUUCAAGAACCAACCAUCCGCAUCGCUUCGCCUGCCCAUCAAAUCGCGCGAUGGUCGAGUUCACUUGAUGGACAACGAAAAACCUCAACUCGACAAACUACCGAAGCUUUUGUUACAUGUAGAGACGCCGUCGUCGAGCACUGAAGCCGAAAGCGACACCGAGCAAGUCGCGGAACCGACUCUGACGCCCGCACAAAAGCUAGCGCAGACGAAAGAGGCCCUCGCACGCAUUGCCUCGUCCAUUAUUGAAGAUCCGGAAGAUGAGAUUGACUCGCUGGGCAAGCUUCGUGAGGUCCUGCUGCACGGCAAUAUUCGCGAGCAACAAUUUGCGCUUCUCACUAUGACUGCAGUAUAUAAGGACAUCAUUCCUGGAUAUCGCAUCAGACCUCUCACAGACGUGGAAAAGGCGGAAAAGGUCACCAAGGAAAUCAAAAAGACACGGAACUUUGAGCAAGGGCUUGUAAAUAACUACCAACAAUUCAUCAACAGUCUCAUGUCGUUUUGCAAGACCAACAGGCGUGCGUCUAUGGCUGGAAGCUCGCAUCCUUUGAAGCGUGCAGCUGUAAUAGCUUCUUGUUCUUUGCUCUCCUCUGCCCCUCAUUUCAACUUUCGCACAGAGCUAUUCUCCAUCUUGGUCAAUCAGAUAUGCCGCAAGACUAUAGAUGAACUUUUCUCGAAGAGUCUUUCGACUCUGAUUGAGAUUUUUGCUGGCGACGAGGAUGGCGAUGCAUCAUUCGAGGCAGUGAGACUUUUGACAAAAAAGAUGAAGGACCGAGAAUAUCAAGUCGACGAGAGCACAAUAGCUGCUUUUCUGCAUUUGCGACUUCUCAGGGAAUUGGAUGUGCGAGCAUCUGCUUCGAAGGUGGAUCGCAAGGCAAAGAUUGAGCGCAAAUUUAUCAAUAAGAGGAACAAGAAGCUCAUGAAGUCCCAGAAAGAGGUAGAAAAGGAUCUGCGAGAGGCAGAGGCCACUGUUGAUGUGGAGACCAGGGAGCGCCUGCAAAGUGACACACUCAAGCUUGUGUUUGCGGCCUACUUCCGCAUACUGCAAACAGGGAAUCGCUCAGUCAUGGGUGCUGCUCUUGAAGGCUUGGCGCGCUUUGCACAUCUCAUCAAUGUUGAUUUCUUUGGAGACUUGCUUGAAGUCUUGAAGCAAUUGCUUGCGGAUGUCAAUGACGAUGCUGAAAAGACGCUCUCGACGCGAGCAUCUCUGCUGUGCAUCGUAACUGCUUUUGCUCUACAAACAGGUCAAAGUGGCACAAAGGAGACGAUGACACUUGACCUUUCUAUGUUUCUGCAAGAGCUGUAUUCUACCAUGCUAGAGCUAAGCUUCAAUACGGAUGUGGAGAAAAACUUCCGUGAAGAUGCUCAAAUGGACAGUAAGCAAAGGGCAACUAUCAAUGUGGCGACGGAAGCAGAGAUGCUCAUUCGAGCGCUGGACGCCGUGUUCUUCAAGCAGAGAGCGCAGUCGACACAGGCCAGACUUUCGGCAUUCGUCAAGCGAUUGUCCAUUUGUGCCGCCAACUUUCCGGAAAAGUCGGCUGCUGGGUCUUUGGAGCUCAUCAAGCGCCUGGCCGCUCGCUACAGCAGAUUAGUGUCUCUCUACAACACCGAUGAUACUGCUGCUGAUGGUGCGUAUGACGGAACCACCAACAGUCUGGAGCUGACAAACACAUCUACGACUAAUGCUUACGAGUUGGCCUUGUUUCAGAGGCACUUUUCGCCAAAGGUCAGGACUGCUGCAACGUCGCUGCUGGAAACACUGCGUGAAUCUGCA
Molecule: messenger RNA, 1806 nt
Organism: Protomyces lactucae-debilis
Lineage: Eukaryota; Fungi; Ascomycota; Taphrinomycetes; Taphrinales; Protomycetaceae
Product: nucleolar complex-associated protein-domain-containing protein
Exons: 1
Biological process (GO): DNA replication initiation
Cellular component (GO): nucleolus
Molecular function (GO): chromatin binding
Source: RefSeq, a predicted model, not a curated record